This is a messenger RNA of Tetrapisispora phaffii CBS 4417, 1164 nucleotides long. RefSeq lists its product as uncharacterized. The record is from RefSeq and is a predicted model, not a curated record. The transcript has a single exon. NCBI's taxonomy places the organism in Eukaryota, Fungi, Ascomycota, Saccharomycetes, Saccharomycetales, Saccharomycetaceae. The coding region runs from base 1 to 1164 and encodes 387 amino acids.
AUGGUAGAAGUGAAGAAGAAAAAAUUGGUGCUAAUUCUGUUUGCUGUGGCGCAAAUUUUAAUAUUGGUGACAAUAUUUCGCUCUUCUGAUUCAGUAUAUAAUAGUGUAACUUCUGCAGUUGGAUAUUAUAGAACAAGUCCCGUCGUUAAUAAUACUGGUGAAUAUAUUGGUAAGAAAAUUGCAUACGUGUCUCGUCAUCCAGGUACUACCCAAGAUUUCAAAUAUAUUGAAGAAAAUUUACAGUUAGAAAACGUUGACUAUUUCCUGCAUUAUGGUAUCAGCAUGGCUGAAAGAGUUAUCAAUGAAACGCAAGCGAGGUAUAUUUGCUCUAAUUACGAUACUGUGGUGAUAUCUGAUUGUUUGACAGAUGGUUGGGAAUUUUUUAGGCACGAUGACUUGAAUUGUAAAAAUAUUGUCUUUGUUAUUUCUAAUAGAUAUGAUGUUUGCGCAGGAGGUGAUAGAGAGGGUUUCCAACAGAACUUUACACAUGCAUUAAACCGUGAUGAUGGUUAUGAAGCAACCAUCGUAGCAAAUAAUGCCUUUGAAAUACCUUAUUUGAAAUAUAAAAAUAUCGAACUGAAAAGAGACUAUCCAAUUAUUAGACCAUUUGGUAAUACUGAUAUUGAGUCACAAGACAUUGCAAUAGAAGAACCAGAUAUUCCAUGUUUAAUUAUUGAUAGGUUUGUAUCAAACCAAAAUAUAUUGAAAAAUAAUAUUAAAAAUGAAUUAAAUUACGACUGUAAAAUUUUAAAAUCAAAAUAUGGUGGUCCAAAAACAUUAAGUAAAUAUAAUUCAAUCGUUGUUCAUUUACCAUACCAAGUUUCUAUAAUGAAAAUGUGGGAAAACAUUGCUUAUGGUGUGCUAAUGGCUGUUCCAACGCCUGAAUUUUAUGAUAAAAUAUGCAGUGAAAAUGCUUGUGCUGAACCUGAGCAUUUGAGUGAUGUAAAAAAGGUUGCUACGGAUGGUAACUGGUCAAAAUAUGUUGAUUUUUAUUUACCUGAAUUUGAAAAAUGUUUUACCCAAUUUGGUAGUUGGAAAGAAUUAGGUAUGAUACUUAAAACUGAGAGUUAUAAAAAUAAUAUAAAUCACUGUAGAAAUUUAAUGGAGGAUAAGAGGCAUGCUUCAUUAAAGCAAUGGAAAGAAUUAUUAAAGAAUUUGAAAUAA